GGAGGUCUUCGAAGUAUUCUUUCCACGCCUACACCCAUGGGUGUAGGCCCGGCCACCAGAUGCUCGCCAUCAGGCCCCUCCUCCGGGCCUGGUGCUGACCUGCGUCCAGGAAAGGGAAAACUUGGUCCAAUGUGAAACCCCCAGCAGUGACAUCGAGCACUUGUGCCUUUAGUGCCUCCGCCUCCAGCUCCGAGUCAACAUGACGUUUGUCAGCGAUGUUCAGAGGUUUCUGCCACUUUUCCUCAUAUGGUCAAUUAUUUACAAGCCUUGUUUAUGCCAAAAUGGGACGGAGGACGUGACAGACUACACGGAUUCCACCUUCGAUUACAGCGGCAUUCCCGAGUUUUGUGACAAAGUCAGCAACCACCAGUUCCGCCUGUGGUUCAUGCCUCCUUUCUUCUCCGUCACCAGCUUCACAGGCCUGGUGGGGAACCUGCUGGUCAUCUUCACCUUCAUCUACUUUAACCGCCUAAAGACCAUGACAGACGUGUACCUGCUCAACUUGGCCUUUGCAGAUUUGCUUUUUGCGCUGUCGCUCCCUCUUUGGGCGGUCGGCUCCAUGGCCGAGUGGACGCUGGAGCUCGCCGUGUGCAAGAUCAUGCACACCGUUUACAAGGUCACCACCUACAGCAGCAUGUUCCUCCUGUGUUUUAUCAGCAUGGACCGGUACUUUGCCAUCGCCAAGGCGGUUUCCGCACACCGCCUCCGCUCCCAAGCUGUGCUCUUCAGCAAGGUGUCAUCCGCCGCCGUCUGGAUCCUUUCUCUGAUCGUCUCCACGCCAGAAAUGAAAUACGCCAAAGUCAUCAACAACAGCUGUACCACUUUCUCCAGUAACGCAGAUCCGCUUCGCUUCAGCAUCCAGACGAGCCAGAUCGUUCUGGCGUUCGUGCUGCCGCUGCUGGUGAUGAGCUUCUGUUACAGUAGGAUAGUCCACACCCUGUGCCAGACUCAAAACUUUGAGCGCAACAAGGCCGUCAAAGUGAUUCUCGUUGUUGUCGUUGUCUUCGUGGUCUGCCAGGCGCCUUACAACGUGGUCUUGUUUUGGACCACAGUCGUCGUAGCAAAAGGAGGAACUGAAGACUGCUCGUAUGAGAACAACCUCCUCUACGCCACGGACGCCACUCAGUGCGUGGCCUUCCUCCGCUGCUCCCUCAACCCUUUUGUCUACGCCUUUAUUGGUGUUAAAUUUCGCCAUGACCUCCUGAGGCUGAUGAAGAAAUUGGGUUGCUUGAGCCAGGAGAGGUUCUUAAAGUACACGGACAACGGGAGGGGGAGCUGUGCUGCCUUAGACACCGACACCACCGCCACCUUCUGACCCGAAAACUGCCCAGCUUCCACCUGCAAAGCACACAUCAGCGUUUAAGUCUCAAAUGACACAGACGGGUAGUCCUCAGAAGCCGGUAGAACCACAUCUGCAAAAAGCAGAGACCCAAACUAAGUUUUUAUGUAAUUACAGGAGCGUGUUCUUCGCCACGAAACCCCCCGAGGACCACCUGUACUGUGUAUAACAGCAGUAUGAUUACAGUAUUUGAGCUUUUUUUCUAUCUCCGACCACCUCGCGCUUCGGAUUUUGCGGCUUUGCUCUGUCACGGUUUUCCAAAAUAUAAUACCAUCAUUUCCUUCUUUCCCUGCGGCUUAUACCUGUGACAUCUUGCGGCGUCUCGUAUGCUUCGUCACAGUCGUUUUACACUUCAUGCACACACCUAGGCAGUAAGGUCCUCGCCCUGGGACCAGAAAAAGCGCCCCGCCCACCGGGUCGUCGCUCAGCCUACCCCCCCACGCCCCACCCUUGGGUAAGGGUAGGAAGGAAGGGGGUGGGUUUAAAACUUCUUGAAGAGAACAUAACAUAAAGAAAUGCAUGAUGCAGGGUUCGAGUUAAAGGCGAUCCUUCUAGCAACGUUUGCUCAAGUCUGCCAGCGGAUCUCGACAGCGUGGAGCAGUGCCUCAAACAUCACCAAGAGGGUUGGAAAGGCUGGAGUGCUGCGUGACGAAGAAGACAGCACAAGCUCAAUGGCUACUUUGCCCGGAGGCGAACGUGGCACCGAGAGUGACAACGAAAGAGAAAGAGAGAGACUGACAAAGUGUGUGACGAAGGAAUUAUGAGGCUGUUCAGUUCCGACGCUGAAGAAGACGCAGGAAGGAAGGUGACAGCGAGGAAUGACUUUUCUGCUAGGCUACAGUUUAACUAGCCGUGUUACACGCACUGUUCGGCAUUGUUACCAAAAAGCAUUUAUUGAAUUAAAACUUUAAAAAACCUUUCUGUGUAACGUCUUCCUGUGUACUAAAAACUGUAUCCCACGUUACGUUGUGGACACGUGUGGCCUAUCCUGUAUAUCUUUUUUUCUCUUUAAAUUGAGCUUAUAUUCAAGUGUGCUCAAUCGUUUGCAAAUUACGGUCAUGAAUAAAUCAUGCGGUUUUGAUGUUGAAAUGGCCAAUUAUUAGUCAAAACCUCUGCAUUGUAAGCAAACGUUAAGUAUUUUAUGCCUAAAUUAAGCUUUUUAUAGCAUAAAAAUUGCUAAGUGAAGUAAAAUACAAAUAUAAGGCAUUCAGAAGACGCAUUCAAAGAUGUUGUGAUGAUAUGAAAUAUUCUGCACUGGUCACUAGGUGUCAGUAAUGUUCGCUGGGACACACAAGCGCCAAACUUGAUCGCCGAAGCAACAGGCUUUUAUUGCAGGUGUGAAUAACCUUUGUGGCCGUAACCCACACCAAGCUGAAACUCAACAUUGAACCCCCAACGUCACUUCCUGUCCGCCCCCCACACAACUACCUUAGCAGCGGAACACAUUUACAGCAACACACACAAGCACACAUCUUAUUUAUGUCUUAUUUUCUCUUAUUCUGUCUGCUAUAUUGGGUAAUAGGAGUGUGGAGGUGACUAUAGGGGUGUUAUUUCAUUUCGAGAGGGCUCUAAUCAUGUUAAAAAUCGUAUUUAGAAGGUUGUAAACAGCUUUUCUAUGCUCUAACACCGGAAAUAUUCCAUCUACAAAUAAGGAAUGCUACUGCUGUAAACGAGGGAUUACUGUGACGUAUACUUUUAUCUUUCUGAGCAUGUUUAAAAAUACUACAUGUACAUACAUACAGUAUGUUGUAACUCACCUAUAGUACAUCAAACCUGACAAACAGUUCCAUCUGUUUAUUCAGUAUUGUGAUGAAUAUCUAUUCUUCAUCUUGAUUUCGUUUUC
Messenger RNA from Dunckerocampus dactyliophorus (ringed pipefish), 3182 nucleotides. It is a transcript of the gene ccr7, whose product is annotated as chemokine (C-C motif) receptor 7. NCBI's taxonomy places the organism in Eukaryota, Metazoa, Chordata, Actinopteri, Syngnathiformes, Syngnathidae. The transcript has 4 exons. Bases 200 to 1315 code for a protein of 371 amino acids. The record is from RefSeq and is a predicted model, not a curated record. Gene Ontology annotation, cellular component: membrane. Gene Ontology annotation, molecular function: C-C motif chemokine 19 receptor activity; chemokine (C-C motif) ligand 19 binding; chemokine (C-C motif) ligand 21 binding. Gene Ontology annotation, biological process: immune response; chemotaxis; G protein-coupled receptor signaling pathway.